Molecule: messenger RNA, 1272 nt
Organism: Malus domestica (apple)
Lineage: Eukaryota; Viridiplantae; Streptophyta; Magnoliopsida; Rosales; Rosaceae
Source: RefSeq, a predicted model, not a curated record
AUGGGUUUUCUUGUUUAUGCACACUAUGUUGGGAAAUUGGAGAAUGGAAAGGUGUUUGAUAGCAGCUACAAUCGUGGGAAGCCUCUUACUUUUCGUGUCGGUGUUGGUGAGGUCAAUAAGCAAACAUUUUUAAACAGGAAAAAAAAAAAAAGGACCCGUGUACCCGGACCGAACCGGCCCGUUUCAACCGGGCCGGGUAAGGUCCGCUUCUCUGAAAAUCUUAAACCCUACACAGAGAUCCUGAAUUCUGAAGCACUAGGAUUUUUGUAUGGUGAAGUUGCGGGAGCUAGUGCAGCAUUGGAAGUAUUCAAGGCAGAUACAGCAUGUCCAAUGAGCAGAUUACGGCAGAUCCUGCCAGAUUUUAUGAAGCGAUCGUCCGAAUUGUUCCACAAAGUGCAGACGGCUGCACCAACAUAUACGGAACUGGAUCCGUUUCAGAAAACCAGCUCUGGAAAAGUGAAAGAUGCUUCGGUUGUCACCCAUGAGUUACGGUUGAUAAAGUCGUCAAUGGCGGAGCUCAAGUUAAUGAAAGAGUCUGCGUCUGUUGCUUGGGAAGUACUUCCGGAUCUGCUUGAACUGCAGACAAUGUUACACACAAAGACGCAUCCUUCUGAGGGUAGGCUAUCAGCUAAGAUUGAAUAUGAAAGCAAAAUGAAGGGUGCCCGGAGAAUGGCAUUCAAUCCUGUGGUUUGUGGCGGGUCCAAUGCUAGUGUAAUACAUUCUGAUCGGAAUGAUCAGAAAAUAAAAGAUGGGGAUUGUUGAGAAUGAGUACUUGUCUUGGAGGAUGUUGGUUGCGAGCUUCGUGGCUAUGUCAGUGAUCUUACUCGCAUCUGGCCAUCCUAUGGCAGCUUCUCGUCAGCUCAAGAAGAGCUCUACGAUCUUAUUCUGCAAACAAACAAGAUAUCUGUGGAGCUUUGUGAACCUGGUGAUAACAUUCGAGAAAUACACAACUUUUCAGUUGAAAUGCUUCACAAAGGACUCAAGGAGAUCGGAAUUCUGAAGGACUCUAGAAGCAAUUCCUACCAUCAGAUGAAUCCAACUUCCAUAGGUUUCUCUGUUCAUUCCUUGACAAAAAUUUCAGUUUUUUGUUUUUCCAAUAUAAUACGGCAUCAAUCAGACUAUGUUCUUCAUCUGUCUACGUCUGACUUGGCUUAUCAAGAUGUCAAGUACUACUAACUUUGCUUGGUAUCCGAUAUUAUUAUGUAUCCCAAGUUAUCAACAAAGGCAUUUCAAAUACUUCAUUUUUUCAAAGUUUGAGUUGGUUAAUCAAAA